Rotaria sp. Silwood1 is the source of this 1428-nucleotide messenger RNA. NCBI's taxonomy places the organism in Eukaryota, Metazoa, Rotifera, Eurotatoria, Philodinida, Philodinidae. The record is from the annotation of a GenBank genome assembly.
AUGAAUAAGGCUCCUCGCCAAAAACGAGCUGAAAUCCAGCGUUUAACUAGUAUCUCUAAUCUUCGAACAAAACAAUUAAGUGGUUCUGUUGGUAAACGAGGACACGAAGAACCAGAUCGUAUUGAACAUUUUGAUCUUGAACUUCGACCAAGUAAAUUACACGAUCUUAAAGUUGGCGAGUUCAUUAGUGGAGGAGACAGGUUUCUUAUUUAUUUUAUUAAUGCAAUAUUUACUAACAUGGUAGCAGGCUUUCUCGAUGCCGUCGCCAAAGUACGCCAAUUUCGAUUUCAUAAUGAUGAUGAUUUAUAUGAUCGAUUAUCGCGACGAUUUUCUGUCAUUUUACUUAUGUUAUUUACUGUUGUUGUAUCUACUAAACAAUAUGUUGGUGAUCCUAUUGCUUGUUUUGCUCCUGCACAAUUUACCGGUUCUCAUGUUGAAUAUGCCAAUUAUAUCUGUUGGAUAUCUAAUACAUAUUAUGUGCCAUUUGAAAGUACAUUGCCAGCCAGACAUGAUGAACGACCGAAACAUAUUGCCUAUUAUCAAUGGAUCCCAUUUAUAUUACUUCUUAUGUCUGUCCUUUUUUACAUUCCCUCUGUUUUAUGGCAUGCAUUUUCCACAAAGACAGGUUUUGAUAUAGCUAAUCUUGUUAAAACAUUACAUAGUAUGGAACAAUUAAAUCCUGAUAUACGAGAUCGUACACUCAGAUAUAUAGCUAAACAUAUUGAUCGUGCUCUUGAAAUUCAACGUGAAAUGGGCACAGGAUUUUUUUCCCAAUUUACACGUAUAUUACGUCGUCAUUGUCCAUUUUUUAUUAUCGGUCGUGCUCAAGGCAAUUAUUUAACUUUUGUCUAUUUAUUUGUUAAAUUAUUGUAUAUUACAAAUGUUAUUGGACAAUUAUUUUUACUUAAUAUUUUUAUGGGUUCAAAUUAUCAUGGUUAUGGUAUUGAAGUAUUACGAAAUUUAUUAUCAGGCCGUGAAUGUUGUCGUUCAGCACGAUUUCCUCGAGUUACAAUGUGUGACUUUGAAAUUCGUACUAUGGCUGAUCAUAUACAUAAACAUACGAUACAGUGCGUGCUUCCCGUGAAUUUAUUUAAUGAAAAAAUUUUUAUAUUCAUAUGGUUUUGGCUUGUCCUUGUUUCUAUUUUAUCAUCAUAUGGUUUUCUAAUAUGUAUAUGGCAACAAAUUUUACCAUUUAAUCGUGAACAUUUUCUUAAAAAAUAUCUUAAAAUAAUGAAUCGAAUAACGCGUGAAUCAUUUGAUAGAAAAUUAUUUCAUACAUUUUCAAACAAAUAUUUAAAACAUGAUGGUGUUCUAGUUUUACGUCUUGUUGCAAUGAAUACAAAUGAUGUUGUUAUGGGAGAAAUAAUGGUUGCACUAUGGGAUAGUUUUAAACGAGCACAAGAUGCUGAUGGUGGGAUAUUUGUAUAA